Lachnellula hyalina is the source of this 243-nucleotide messenger RNA. RefSeq names its product FAD-dependent monooxygenase. Bases 1 to 243 code for a protein of 80 amino acids. The record is from RefSeq and is a predicted model, not a curated record. The transcript is spliced from 2 exons. Gene Ontology annotation, molecular function: monooxygenase activity. NCBI's taxonomy places the organism in Eukaryota, Fungi, Ascomycota, Leotiomycetes, Helotiales, Lachnaceae.
AUGGCACCCCAACUAAACAUCAUCAUCGUAGGAGGAGGCAUAGCAGGCCUCAGCACCGCAAUCGCUCUCCGCCGCUCCGGCCACACAGUUACCGUCCUCGAGCGCCACUCAUGCCCUCAAGCACUAGGAGGUCCAAUAGAUCUGACACCCAAUGCAACACGGGUCUUGAUCGAUUAUGGACUCCGCGAAGUCAUGGAAGAAGCCCACGUCGCUGUGGAAGGAGAAAUUCACUUCAGGCGAUGA